UUCUGCAUGCUGGGACACACAGACACGCAGACACAGAAACACAGGGCUCAGGGCCCUCCUAUGGACCCUGCCCCCUCCUCUGCUAUCGAGGGCUGUCCACCCACCCUGAUCUUCCAGGCUUCAGCCCUCUCCUUAGCCCAGGAUCUGCGUGGCACUGAGGGACCUGGGAGUCAGACUUCAAGACUUCAGCAACUCCAGCUCUGGUCAGCCCCAAUCCUCCCGAGCCCAGAGCCAACCCUAUCAUGACAAAGGAGUACCAAGAUCUUCAGUAUUUGGAUGAGGAGAAUGACCAUCAUCAGCUCAGAAAAGAGCCACCACCACCUCAACCCAUCCUGCGGCGUCUCUACUCCGGACCUCGCCUCCUCCUGCUGUCCCUGGGCCUCAGCCUUCUGCUGCUGGUGGUUGUCUGUGUGAUUGGAUCUCAAAACUCCCGGAUGCAGGAGGAACUGCGGGCCCUGAGAGAGACAUUCAACAACUUCACAGUGAGCACAGAGGCCGAUGUCAGGGCCCUGAACACCCAGGGAGGCAACGUGGGAAGAAAGAUGAAGUCGCUGGAGUCCCAGCUGGAGAAACAGCUGCAGGGCUUGCGUGAAGAUCACUCCAGCUUGCUGCUCCACGUGAAGCAGUUUGUGUCCGACCUGCGCAGCCUGAGCUGUCAGAUGGCGGAGCUCCAGGGCAAUGGCUCAGAACGCACCUGCUGCCCGGUCAACUGGGUGGAGAACGCAGGCAGCUGCUACUGGUUCUCCCGCUCCGGGAAGGCCUGGCACGAGGCGGAGAAGUACUGCCAGCUGGAGAACGCCCACCUGGUGGUGGUCACAUCCUGGGAGGAGCAGAGAUUCGUCCAACACCACACGGGCCCUGUGAACACCUGGAUGGGCCUCUCCGACCAAACUGGGCCCUGGAAGUGGGUGGACGGGACGGACUACGAAACCGGCUUCAAGAACUGGAGACCAGAGCAGCCGGAUGACUGGUACGGGCACGGGCUGGGAGGGGGCGAGGACUGUGCCCACUUCACCGACGAUGGCCGCUGGAAUGACGACGUCUGCCAGAGGCCCUACCGUUGGGUCUGUGAGACGGAGCUGGGCAAGGCCAGCCAGGAGCCUCCUGCUUCCUAAUUUAUUUCCUCCGUGCCUUGACCUGCCAAGGAAUCCUUCUAUCUGGGGGCCUCCUCACCUUCUCGGGGAUCUUCAUCAUGGGUUUUAAGCAAAGGGGAAAGGAUGGUGUCUGGGAAGGUGGGGUGAUAUUAGGAGGGGUAGGGAGACUGAAACCCAUGUCACUUUCUGCAGUUUGCCAGUUAUCAUUGUCAACUUUUUUUUUUAAAAGAGUGAAAAGAAGAAAAAUAUACCUAAACAUACUGUGAA
Molecule: messenger RNA, 1361 nt
Organism: Nycticebus coucang (slow loris)
Lineage: Eukaryota; Metazoa; Chordata; Mammalia; Primates; Lorisidae
Product: asialoglycoprotein receptor 1
Exons: 9
Coding region: 243-1115 (290 amino acids)
Molecular function (GO): signaling receptor activity
Source: RefSeq, a predicted model, not a curated record